Ctenocephalides felis (cat flea) is the source of this 432-nucleotide messenger RNA. Its product is annotated as ribonuclease H1-like. Gene Ontology annotation, molecular function: RNA-DNA hybrid ribonuclease activity; nucleic acid binding. The coding region runs from base 1 to 432 and encodes 143 amino acids. The transcript has a single exon. Lineage: Eukaryota; Metazoa; Arthropoda; Insecta; Siphonaptera; Pulicidae. Gene Ontology annotation, biological process: DNA replication, removal of RNA primer. The record is from RefSeq and is a predicted model, not a curated record.
AUGACAAAAAUAAGAGAUUACAAUGUAAUUUACACUGAUGGAUCUAAGCUUGAUCAGAAAGUGGGUUGUGCAAUAUAUUUGGAAAAUUUGAACAUUAAGUUGGGAUAUAAACUGCCUGAUUUUGCUUCAAUUUUUACUGCGGAAAUUUUUGCUAUUAAAAAAGCAAUAGAGUUAAUUCAAAGGCACAAAAUAAUGAAGACAGUUAUAUUCACCGACAGUAAAAGUAGUAUAGAAACUCUACAAAAUUUAUACAACAAAACUCAGGCAUCAGAUAUAUUGUUCUAUGAAGUGUGGUUCGAUAUUAAUAGGCUGAUGAGAAUAGGGUAUACCAUUAAAAUAAUAUGGAUUAAGGCCCACUCAGGAAUCAAAGGAAAUGAAAUAGCUGAUAAAUUAGCAAAACAAGCAACAAAAAUGGAUCUAGUAUGCAUGUAG